Messenger RNA from Plectropomus leopardus (leopard coralgrouper), 1524 nucleotides. It is a transcript of the gene sumf2, whose product is annotated as sulfatase modifying factor 2. Gene Ontology annotation, cellular component: endoplasmic reticulum. NCBI's taxonomy places the organism in Eukaryota, Metazoa, Chordata, Actinopteri, Perciformes, Serranidae. The record is from RefSeq and is a predicted model, not a curated record.
GUCGUUACACGCGUUUCCGUUGCAACGAUGAAAUGUGUCCGACAGAGAAAUGUAUCGGCUGCAUUGAGUUUGGGAAGUUUUGCUGCUAGCUAACGCUUAGCUUGUAUUUUUGUGUAGCGCUAAAUAUGCUCGUAACGCCACAUUGAUGUUAGCUGAACGUAGCCUGCAGACAUGAACGUUAAAGCGCUGUGGUUGCUGUCGGCGCUGUUGUUGCAGGCAGCGGCGGAUGAGAUGCUGAGUUUACCAGGGGGAAAGAUGUUAAUGGGAACCAGUGCAGCUGAUGGGAGAGAUGGAGAAGCUCCCAGCAGAGAGGUUCAGCUGCAGCCUUUCAGACUCGACAAAUGUCCCGUCACAAACGCCGAUUUCAGAGACUUUGUGAGAGCACAGAAGUACAAAACUGAAGCUGAGACGUUUGGCUGGAGUUUUGUGUUUCAGGACUUUGUGUCCGAAGAGCUGAAGAGCAAAGUCACGCAGAGAAUAGAGUCUGCUCCUUGGUGGUUGCCUAUAGAACGAGUGUUUUGGAGACAGCCUGCAGGACCUGGUUCGGGCAUCCGGGAGCGGCUGAGCUUUCCGGUGGUUCAGGUGAGCUGGAACGACGCUCAGGCCUUCUGCCGAUGGAAGGGCAAGAGACUGCCCACGGAGGAUGAGUGGGAGUGGGCUGCACGAGGAGGGCUGCAAGGUCGGACGUAUCCGUGGGGAAACAAGUUCCAGGCCAACAGAACCAACCUGUGGCAGGGUUCAUUUCCAGAUGUUGACACAGCAGAGGAUGGAUACCACGGCGUCUCUCCUGUCACAGCAUUUCCUCCUCAGAACGGUUAUGGACUGUAUGACAUGAUGGGAAACACAUGGGAAUGGACAUCGACACCCUUUCCAGCUGCACAACCAAUGUACGUGCUGCGCGGUGGCUCCUGGAUCGACACGGUGGAUGGUUCAGCCAAUCAUAAGGCACAAAUCACGACCAGGAUGGGCAACACUCCGGACUCUGCCUCUGAUAACUUGGGAUUCAGGUGUGCUGUGAGCGAUGGACAGAAACAAGGAAAGAAAAAAGACAAAACUGAACUGUAGCAACACACAGGAAAUCAGAAAUGUUAAGUGAUGGACAAUAAUUUUCUUUUGAACCAAACAAAGAUAAAGAAAAAAGCAGGGGACCAAUUAAGUAUCAGUGACUAACAGUUCAUUUCAGUGAUGGUGACAGGAAGAUGUGACACACUGUAUUUCUCCCAUGGAGAACUUAAACAUUUUUUUAUGAACUUCAAAAAUGAAUACUAACACCCUAAUAUUCAAGAAAUAAAUGAUUUUGCAAAGAAAAAAAAUUUGUUACUUUUUUUCCAAAACACAGUAGUGCACACCCUAAAACAAUAAGACUGCCAGGCAGGCCUUACAAGCAGGACUGAAGAGAUUCACUGAGGAAUUUUACUUGACUAGAGGAAAAAGGACACUGUUUGACUGGCAGUCUUCCCUCUUCAUGCCGGGAUCUCUUUUGCUGACUGUUUUUACGUGACCGGAGAGUAAAUCAGUUCGUCG